UGCAUCUAAUCAGUAUUAUAUGCUUUACUUUCUCUCUCAUGUAAAUAAUUCACGGAGUCUAGUCUCCUCUGCCCAGUGCCCACACAGUUCAUCAAAACAGUUCUUGUGAAAGCAUCUGCUUGUUUGAUUCGGAAAGGUUGUUCUACUUAUCUUUGUACCGAUUGUAUUAAACUUUGAAGCCCACCAGUCUGAACAAAAGUAAAAGGGCGUGGAAUGGCUCCUUCCAUAAACAAUCUGAGGCGGCUUCUGGAAUAUCGAUCCAAGAACGAAAGGCUUGAAAUGUUUGAUGGGCAGGGACGACUCGUUCUAGCAGUUACCCACUACAUAUUAAAAUUAUGCUCCGAAGAUGACAAAAUUAUUGCUUCAUUAGAGCGUCUUGACGAUUCAGCCAAGCUUUGCUGGGGUCACAGUCGUCAUACUGAUGAAGAUAGGAACUUCUUCAUCUUGUUCAAAUCCUUUAUGGCAGAGCUUAAAGAAUUUUUUCAUGUCCCGAAGGCUAGGAGCACGCAGUAUCAUAAUGAACUUGUUGCAGCCUUUAUUGACCUUCUCUUAGAAAUCUUUGAAGAAAUACUUCGUCUUCAGCCAUAUUUCAUUCUUCGCUCCAAGGAUUCUAUUAAAACUCUUAAGAUGGACCUUAAAUUUCUUAUCACCUUUCUUGGAGAUAUACCAUCACGGUCCACUGGGCUCGAGACAACAAAGAAUGUGUUGACAGAUAUUGAAGCUGUGGCCAAUGACAUAGGGAGUUUCUUAUAUUCCUUCUUUUUCACCACAGAUAGAGUGUCUGUGGCUAGAAUGUAUCAGGCUCUUUUUGAUUUGUUAGGAACUGCAGGACUCGUGAAAGAAAAAAUCAAACAGCACUGCAUCACAGCCCCGAAUCUAUUGCCAGGUAGUGUGACCCCAAAGACUGCUGUGGUUUCUCUGUUUCUUGUUGAUUCUCUCCUUGAUGAUCUCAGGGAUCUAAUAAGUCACAAGGAUGACAGGAUUGUUGAUGUGAAGGAUGAAGCUAUAACAAUCCAUGAUGAGUUAAAGUUAUUACGGACCUUGCUUGCUGAGAUAGAGGUGGAAAGGUAUCCAGAACUUGAAGAAUUCUUGAUACAAAUUAGAGACAUAGCAUACGAAGUUGAAUACAUUAUCAACUCAUUUGCUCCUGUGUGGUACCUCACUAUCCGGCUUCCUCAAGUCCAUGAGAAGAUAAAGCUUAUUAGGAUGCUACUCCAAGACAUGAAGAAGAAGUAUGAUUCUGGAAUGCUAAAGGGUGCACAAUAUCCAAGUCUGCGAGCACCAUUACAAUAUCCUCCGAUUGGUGAAGAAAUUGUUGUUGGCUUGGAGGAUGAAGUAAUCAAAAUCAAAGAUCAACUUACUAGAGGGCCAGAAUACCUACAAAUUAUUUCCAUUUUUGGGAUGCCUGGAUUAGGUAAAACAACUUUGGCAAAGAAACUCUAUAAUGAUCCCGCUAUUGUUUUUCAUUUUUACAAGCGUGCCUGGUCUGCUGUCUCUCAAACUUAUCGACGGAGAAAUAUUUUGAUUGACAUUUUGACAUCAAUGAGUGGACUUAACAAAGACGCAAUCAUGGACAUGGAGGAUGAAAGUUUGGGUGAAAAGCUUUAUAAAAGUCUAAAGGGGAGGCGUUACUUCAUCGUCAUGGACGAUAUUUGGAAUGUAAACGCAUGGGAUGAUAUGAAAAGAUACUUCCCAGACGAUAGAAAUCGAAGCAGAAUACUAUUCACCACUCGGCAUGAAAAUGUGGGUUUCCAAGCUUCAACUCCUGCAGUUGUUAAUUCUCUUCGUUUCUUGACAGGUGAUGAAUGUUGGGAGUUACUGAAGUGGAAGGUGUUCCACAAAGAGCCUUGUCCUGAAGAAUUGGUAGAAAUUGGAAAGCAGAUCACGGCAGAUUGUGAUGGAUUACCACUUGCUGUAGUUGUUAUAGCUUCAGUUCUUGCAAAUUUGGAGAAGAAAAGGACCAUAUGGAAAGAAGUUUCUCAAAGCAUAAGUUCACACAUGUCUAAAGGGCCAAAUGAGUACCAGAAUAUACUGGAACUUAGUUACAGUCAUUUACCAAUGCAUUUGAAACCAUGUUUUCUUUACUUUGGGGUAUUCGAGGAAGAUAGGGAAAUCCCAGUCCGGAAGUUGAUAUUGCUUUGGGUCGCUGAAGGAUUCAUAGAGAAAAGAGAACACAGGAGCUCUGAGGAUGUGGCACAGGAAUACCUGGCGGAUCUCAUUAAUAGGGGCCUAGUACUGGUUGCUAAAAGAAGAUCCGACGGUGGAGUCAAAGCUUGCAGCAUACAUGAUCUAUUGCGUGAUAUGUGCUUGAGAAUAGGAGAAAAAGAUCAAUUUAUGAAGGUGAUCCAAAAUCAAAUUUCAAUAUAUGAGCAACACCAUCGCCUAAGCAUUCACUCUCACUCUUAUCCUUCUGUCUCUAGACCUUUUGGGCUACAUGUUCGCUCUCUGCUAGGCUAUUUACCCGAUCCCUCCGCAUUCAUCAUUUACAACUUGAAACUUUUGAAGGUAUUGGAUAUGUCAACAAUAGAUUUGAGAAUGCAUAAUCCAACAGGAGUUGAGGUGUCGCUUCUUUUAAAGUUCUUGGCAGUUUCAUCUAUACCGUCAUCGUCAAUAGAGAUAUUUGAGAACCUAAAUUUUCUUUUUGUGGAUAAUAAAGAGGUAGAUGAAAUACCGGAGAUCCUUUUUAAUAUGGUGAAGUUGCGCCAUGUACAUUUCAGCGGUGGGGCAAAAUUCAGUGAAUCUUGGCGUAAGCGAGCAGCUAUGGGUGACAGCUUCCAAAUAAAUAAUCUAGAAAAUAUUUCUUCCAUUUUCAUUAAUGAUGAAAAUGAUGAAAAAAUCUUGAAGUGUUCGCCCCAUCUCCGAAGGCUAAAAUGUAGAUGUACAUUCUUUUGGGAUUCAACCGAGAACAACUAUCGCUAUCCUUCCUUCAACUUCCUUAAUCAGCUUGAAUCCCUCAAUAUAUCUUUCCGCCCUAGUUAUAUUUCAGAUGAUGCUAUUCCCGAUUUGACCAAUUUACCCUUGAAUCUGAAAAAGCUAACACUCCGUAACUUUGAUUUAUCUUGGAAGCAAAUGAAGAUAAUUGAGGAAUUAACCUACCUUGAGGUUCUCAAGUUACGAGAUGAUAUCUUUGAGGGGAAACAGUGGAACACAAGUGAAGGUGGAUUCCAAGAACUCAGAUUCUUGGAGCUGGAUGGGGUACAAAUUGAACAUUGGAAUGCCUCAAGCGAUGAUUUCCCCAAACUUGAAUGCCUGGUGUUACGAAGCUGCCAGCAUUUGGAUAUCCCUUCCAGUAUAGGGGAUAUUCUCUCUCUCUCAAAGAUUGAGGUACAUGGGUGUGUAAAAUCAGUGGAAGAGUCAGCCUACAAAAUUCAGGAGCAACAAGUAGAAGAAACGGGAAAUGAAGAGCUUAAAGUCAUUAUCUCCCGCUCCCAGCAGUAAUGGAAAGUACAUCAUUUUCUGGAGAGUUUUCUUGGAAACAUUCAGGCCUGACGUACUACUUUCCUUUGCACUUACUGAUGUUGAUAGUCAUUUGAUCAAGAAGUCUUAUUUCUAUUUAGUGAAAAAUGAUGAAAUUUGUUUGUUGUGGGUGAAACUAAAUAAACGAAUUUAGCAGAGAUGUACUGAUGAAAAAAAUUCAACUAUUAUGUGUGAGUAGCUGAAUCUGUAGUGAUUGUAAUCCAUUUCAGUUUUAAUGC
Messenger RNA from Olea europaea var. sylvestris, 3695 nucleotides. Its product is annotated as putative late blight resistance protein homolog R1A-3. The coding region runs from base 214 to 3438 and encodes 1074 amino acids. The transcript has 4 exons. The record is from RefSeq and is a predicted model, not a curated record. Gene Ontology annotation, biological process: defense response to other organism. Gene Ontology annotation, molecular function: ADP binding. Lineage: Eukaryota; Viridiplantae; Streptophyta; Magnoliopsida; Lamiales; Oleaceae.